Molecule: messenger RNA, 1650 nt
Organism: Hyposmocoma kahamanoa
Lineage: Eukaryota; Metazoa; Arthropoda; Insecta; Lepidoptera; Cosmopterigidae
Product: collagenase-like
Exons: 7
Coding region: 39-893 (284 amino acids)
Biological process (GO): proteolysis
Molecular function (GO): serine-type endopeptidase activity
Source: RefSeq, a predicted model, not a curated record
AUUUUUUUUUACAUUACUUGCACCUAUAUUUGUGAAAUAUGAAGUGGAUCAUCGUUGUCUGCCUCUUUGGUCUAGCCCUGUCUAAACCGCAAUAUGAGCCCAUAAAUUUAUACUACCAUGAGACGACUGGUAUUCCGAUGGCGGCUGCGAUUAAGAGAAGUGAAGAAUCUUCUGAUUUCAGUGGUAAUAGAAUCAUUGGAGGAUCGCCAGCCACUUUGAUGGAUAACCCUUGGUUUGGCGGUCUACUCAUUACCUUAAGGUGGUCCAGCUUGGUCUCAGUCUGCGGGUCUUCGUUGCUGUCAAACACCAAAGUUCUCACGGCAGCUCAUUGCUGGUUCGAUGGCCGGGACACUGCUAGUUUUGCUAUUGUGGUUUUGGGUUCACAAAAACUUUUCUCUGGCGGACUUAGGAUAUCCACUAUGGGUUCUUUGGUGUUCCCCAGCUUCAAUCCCAUUAACUUGCACAACGAUAUCGCAAUAUUGACCAUCCCAUUUACUGAAUACACCCUUCACGUCAGAAACAUCGCAUUGCCAUCGGGUGAUGCGCUAAACAGCCACUUCACUGGUGCCAUUGGCAGAAUUGCUGGAUAUGGACGACAAAGUGAUCUUUCUGGUAUUUCAAUGGAUCAACAACUACAUCAAGUAAAUCUCACAGUAGUUUCCAAUGAGUACUGCCAAUAUUACUUCUCGCCGUCAAUUGUAGUGAACACAACACUAUGCACCCACGACAUAGGCAGGAGCACGUGUGGUGGUGACUCUGGUGGUGGAUUGGUCACUAACAAUACGUUGAUCGGUGUUGCGUCCUUCGUUUCUGCUGCGGGCUGUCAGCGCAACUUCGCCGUCGGUUUCACCAGAGUAACCGGCUACGUAAAUUGGAUAAACUCUAACCUUUAAAACGUCUGGAAUUUUUCUUUGACUGAUGUUUAAAAACCUUCAAAUAAAUAUCUAAACAGACUUUAAUAUAGUUUAAGUUAGUGGCAGUAGAGCUAAUUGUUAAAGUGUUUGUCCAGGGAAGCACUGCCACCUUACCUAUUUCUGCCGCCAAGCAGUAAUGUCAGCAUUAUUGUGUUCUGGGUGCUGGUGAAAUUACAGACACAUGGGACUUAUCAACUUAUGUCUCAGGGUGACGAGCGCAGUGACAGUGCCCCUCAGAUCUUUGCUAUUUAAAGCUCUGAGUGGCACUGCACUGUUAGGGACUGUCCUAUCUCUUUUACCUAUCGUUUGUGCUACUACAGUUUUUCCGUCAGCACUUGUAUGUACUUAUUCACGAGUUCACGGCUCUCGAGUCUUUCGCUUGCUUGCGUGACCGGGUUCGCGCAUACGCUAACAUCUGUCACGAACGCGCUGGUGGGACUGUUCACGAGUCGCACGAGGCGAUUUUUUUGCGUUGCGUGAGUUUGAUAUCUAGCAAGCUUGAUAUUUCUACGCAAGCAACAAAUUACGUUUGCGGAGGACAGCACCACUGGUCAAUCACAGAGCAGCAGCCGCUUCAAGAGCUUCGAAACAACUCCAACAAAGGCAAGGUGCCGCGCAUGCGCGCAUGUUUCUUCGCAACGCAAAGCGGAAGACUCUUUGAUUUUCAUUCACUGGGUUCGCGGUGACUUAAUGGGCCGCAAAGUAACGCCUGAAUCUAUUAAUUACUCAUAUAAAG